GCGCUGCUCGUGGCCGACGCCUCCAUGCUCGAGUACCACCGCGAGCCCAGCGCAGUCGAGACCUACAUCCUCACCGUCAUGAACAUGGUCGCCUCGCUCUACCUCGACCCCUCCAUCGGCAACCCCAUCAACAUCGUCGUCGUGCGCAUCGUGCUGCUCAGCGACGGAGAGUUUCAGAAUGGUCUCAACGGCACGGUGAACGCAGACCAGAUGCUGGAGACGUUCUGCCGCUGGCAGCACUCGCUCAACUACGACUCUGACGAGCACCCCAACCACCACGACGUCGGCAUCCUGCUCACCAGGCAGGACCUGUGUGCACGUGUUAAUGCAUGCAGUACAUUGGGAGUGGCACACGUCGCCGGCAUGUGCCAGCCUGAACGCAGCUGCAGUGUCAACGAGGACAACGGUCUCACUGUUGCACACACCAUUGCACAUGAGCUUGGACACAACUUUGGCAUGUACCACGACUCCGAGAGCAUGGGCUGCGAACGCGGCGAUGGCCACACCAUGCACGUGAUGACUCCCAGCUUCGAGUCGGAUAGCGUCGACGUCUCGUGGUCGGAGUGCAGCCGCAGAGACAUCACUGCAUUCCUUGACAAAGGGUUAGGCAGCUGUCUUGAAGAUGAACCAACACAGCAGGAUUACACCUAUCCAGAUGUUCCAACUGGUGCUAUCUACAGUGUGGAGCAGCAGUGUGAUCUUAUGUUCUCCACACAUAAUGCUACUCUGUGUUCAGCAACUCUCGAGGAGGUAUGUGAGAGGCUGUGGUGUCAAGUGGGUCCUUUGUGUUCUACAAUCUUGAGACCAGCUGCUCCAGGCACAUCCUGUGGCUGGAACAUGUGGUGUCAAGAUCGCAAGUGUGUUGAAGUUGGAGAUCGACCUGAUCCAGUAAAUGGCGGGUGGGGGGAAUGGGGAUCAUGGAGUGAAUGUACACGCACAUGUGGUGCUGGAAUUUCCACCAUUGAAAGAGAGUGCAACAACCCAAUUCCUAAAUUUGGCGGGAAGUAUUGCCUGGGAGAACGUCGUCGCUACAGACUCUGUAACACACAGCCUUGUCCUGAAGGAGAGCCAAAUGCCAGAGACUUACAGUGCUCCCAGUUCAAUAACAAAACAUACAACAACAAAGUGUACAAGUGGGUGCCAUAUUACGACAAAUCUGAACCUUGUGUGCUGUACUGCAAACCAGAUGAAGGGGACACUAGAAAUGUUGUUUUCUGGAGGGAACGGGUACUAGAUGGAACACACUGUGACACUGAAUCAAGGGAUGUGUGCAUUAGUGGAACCUGUCGGCAUGUUGGUUGUGACUGGGGCAUUGACUCAAAUGCAAAAGAAGAUCACUGUGGUGUUUGCCUUGGUGAUGGAAGUCAAUGUAAGACUUUUCAUGGCAUGUACAGACGGGCGGAUGUCACUGGAUACAAGGAGGUGGUAAUAAUUCCUGCUGGUUCCAGAAACAUUCGUGCUGUAGAGGAAGGGCCAUCAAGAAAUUUUGUAGCUGUUGCCAGUGCUACAACAUAUAAAUAUUACCUAAAUGGAAACAAUCAGAUUGAGAGAUCAGGAUCUUUUUCAAUCCAUGGCACUGUUGGUUUUUACGAGCGCCACAAUGAAAGAGAAAAUAUUACUAUACCAGGCCCAAUACCUGAUGACAUAAAGAUAUAUGUAUUACACCGGCCCCGUUCAACUAGUACCUUUGGGCUGCGAUAUGAAUACACAGUGCCAUUGGACAAGUUAGCAAUGGUGAAGGAAUAUGUCUGGGCAUACUCAGAAUGGUCAGAAUGUACAAAAAGUUGUGGUGGUGGAACGCAAACGUCAGUGCCAGAGUGUCGUGAAAAAUCUAAAGGUCCAGUUGAAGACUCCAUGUGCAUUCAGGAGCAUAAACCAGCAAAUUUAACAAGAUCUUGUAAUGACCAAUUAUGCCCAACAAGAUGGUGGACUGGACCUUGGCAUGCCUGCUCUGUAUCAUGUGGUGAAGGUGGAAUUCAUAAGCGACUAGUCUUCUGUGUAGAAGAGAAAAUUCCAGGAGAUGCAAACAGUCGAGAUCAACGUAGGCCAGAUUCUGACUGUGCACACCUCACUCGUCCACACAAUCAGGAAUCUUGUCCACAGAUGCCACCCUGCAUCGUAAAAGUGCAGCAGAGUAUCACAUCAUCACAAAAUUCCAGUAUGCACAAUGGUCCAAAACGAAAUGGUACCAGGGGACGGAGGCCGUAUUAUGUUGGUGGCAGACGUCGGCCAUCAGUGCCCAGCCCAAGAAAUAAUAAUAAUGAUAUGCGACGAAGAGGGUGGGCUGUCGGGGCCUGGAGUGAGUGUUCUGUAACUUGUGGUAUUGGUAUCCAUCGAAGGAAAGUUGUCUGCGGCCAUCCAAGGGGAAAAUGUGACCCAAAACAGAAACCUUAUGAGACGAAAUCGUGCAAUAUGAAUGCUUUCUGCCACCUUCACUGGAUUACAGGCCCUUGGAGUCAAUGCAGCAAAACAUGUGGACGAGGACCGUCAUACAAGAGAAGAGAAGUUCGCUGUGUGGAUAAAAACACCAACAGACCAGCAGAAGGUUGUUUCCCAGUCAACAGACCCCUUAGGAGGGAAGUCUGUCAUCCACUGCCUCCUUGCCCAACCACCUCUCUUCAUCCACCAAACACAACACCUGGUAGGCACAGAAGUGAUGCCUGUGUGGACACCUUAAAACACUGCAGUGACUACAAGAUGCAGUGUAAUCGUUUUUGGGUAAUUAAGACAAAAUGUUGCUACACAUGUUCACUCAGGUAGCACAGACAUUAAUUUAUUGUGAAAGUGUGUGUGUGUGUAUGUGUACGUGUGUUUGUGUUUUAUGCUGCCAAAAAGAUUUUGAUCUGAUAUUUCCAAGACUCAAAGGAGCAUUUAUGAAUGGAGAGAAAGACAAGUGAAAACAGGUUACAAAGAACUAAUGUACCCUGAUAACUGAUGUGAUUCUUUAGAAAUAAGUACUUGCCAAUGCAGUGUUGUGUCAGAUAUUCUUUCACAACCACUUCACAAAAAAAUGUGAAGUUAUCUAUAUUGAAACUGCCAUCCAAAAACCUCAUAAUAUUGUACAUAGUGAUUAAAAUCAAAAAUGUAAAUGAUAAAUAUUUCAUAUUGAAACUGCAUAGCACCUCCUGUGUGUGUACAAUUGUUAUUUCAUUAACAAUAUUGUGAUAAAAAGAAAUCAUCAGAAUAUUGGAAUGUAUGAUACUUCAAAGCAGUGAAAUACUAGCCAUGUUCCUGUACAGACUGUGUGACAAAUGCCAUAUAUAUCUCCCUGGCCACUAAUAUUUCAAAAAAGUUUGUUAACAGUGUCUCCCAGUACACUGCCUAUUAUUACUGUUGUGUAUUAUGAUUUCAUGCAGAAGUCAUCUAUUUUCAUUCCAUGACUGUUACAAUGUUUUUUUGUUACAUAUGUAUAUUGGAUUUUGUUAUGACAAUUCCAUUCCACAUAUUAGUGAAUUAGUUAAUAUUCCAACAUGACUGUUAAAUAUUCAUGAAAAUAACUGUUACAGAAUAACUCUUAUCGUAUUCUUGUUCUGUAAAAACUGUCACAGACAGACAUUACUUGCAAUUAUUGUUUGCUAUACAU
Schistocerca piceifrons (Central American locust) is the source of this 3583-nucleotide messenger RNA. RefSeq names its product A disintegrin and metalloproteinase with thrombospondin motifs 7-like. The transcript has 16 exons. Gene Ontology annotation, cellular component: extracellular matrix. The record is from RefSeq and is a predicted model, not a curated record. The coding region runs from base 25 to 2760 and encodes 911 amino acids. Gene Ontology annotation, biological process: proteolysis; extracellular matrix organization. NCBI's taxonomy places the organism in Eukaryota, Metazoa, Arthropoda, Insecta, Orthoptera, Acrididae. Gene Ontology annotation, molecular function: metalloendopeptidase activity.